UUUGGGGAGGUUUCUUGGGGGGGAUUGUUGUUGAGGUUUUUUGUGGGGCUUGGGUGUUUUACUGCAGGAGAAAUACCAUAUUCUGUUUACAGAUAAUUUCUGUGUAUUUGGCCAGACUCAUCCCUUCUAUAAAUUUUUGCUCUGAAUAGGAUCAGAUCAGGAAUUUUAGUCAGCUUCUAGUGGUAUUUGUUUUGUGAGCACUGGCUUUUAGGUCAUGAUUAACAGAUAUCCAAAUGGGUAGCUCUUCUCUGAGUUUGUGGGUUUUUUAAUUGCUCAUUUAAACUCAUGUUUAAAUGUGAUUUAAAUUUUUAAAUUUUUGAAAGUUCUAUUUGCUUGUUAUAUUAAAUAUUCUAGACAUUGAAAACUAAAAUUUCCAAAACACUUAAUUUGCUGUUUUAUUCAUAAAGACGCUGGUACCUCAUGGGUCUUGAAAUAGGUAACAAGUAUAGAGCUAGAGUCAGGAACUAGCAAAUGAAUUUGCAUAAUCUGAACUGAUGUCUUAACUGGAGAUUCCACUUCCCUGGUGAACUUAAUUAUGGGAGGGGGGUAAAAAGACACAUAUGAUAUGUUAAUUGUAUUUCUCUGUGCCUCGAGAGGUGCUGAGCCUGUUGGGAAGAGCAGCUGGCAGCGGCGCUCGCUGGGACACUGCUGCGGGGAGCAGCACUACUUGUAGAAAGACCUAAGACACCCUUAAGAACUGAGAAUCUGACUAAUUUAAACAGAUGGCUAAUCCCAGUGCUGUGUGCAAUGGACAUCUACAUCAUCAUCAUCAUCAUCAGAAACAGAAUAACCUCACAAAAAGUGGACUAUCUAAGAAAAAUGGAAUCACUAAAGGAAUGAAGAAGAAUGGAGUAUCAAACGGAACUCUCUACAAAAAAACAUUUAUUGAGCACUUUGAACAGGCACCAAUGUAUGUUGCAGUUUUUACUUUCGUGGGGUUUGCAGUGGGAACAAUAUUUGGCUACCUGCGAGAUUUUAUGAGAGCCUGGGGACUAGAAAAACGUAACAUUGCUGCGGAGAGAGAACAACAAAAAGAUUUUGUGCCACUUUAUCAAGAUUUUGAGAACUUUUACACCAGAAACCUCUAUUUGAGAAUACGGGAUAACUGGAAUCGUCCAAUUUGCAGUGUCCCUGGGCCACAGUUUGACCUCAUGGAGCGCGUUACAGAUGAUUACAACUGGACAUUUAGGUUUACAGGAAGGAUUAUCAAGAAUGUAAUCAAUAUGGGUUCUUAUAACUACCUCGGCUUUGCAGAAACAGAUGUUAAUGCUUUGAAAACUGUGACCAUAGAGUUAGAAAAAUACGGGACAGGAGUCUGCAGUACCAGGCAAGAAAUGGGCACCCUAGACAAACAUGUAGAACUAGAGAAACUUGUGGCCAAGUUCCUUGGUGUGGAAGAUGCUAUGGUGUUUGGCAUGGGCUUUGCAACUAACUCAAUGAAUAUUCCAGCCCUUGUUGGAAAGGGCUGCCUCAUUUUAAGUGAUGAGUUGAACCACACUUCUCUCGUUCUCGGUGCGAGGCUUUCAGGUGCCACUAUUAGAAUCUUCAAGCAUAAUAAUAUGCAGAGCCUCGAGAAGUUGCUGAGAGAUGCAAUAAUAUAUGGACAGCCUCGCACCCACAGAGCAUGGAGAAAAAUUAUCAUCCUCGUGGAGGGCAUUUACAGCAUGGAAGGGUCCAUCGUGCGCCUGCCAGAGAUAGUCUCCUUGAAGAACAAAUACAAAGCCUACCUCUACUUGGACGAAGCUCACAGCAUCGGUGCAGUGGGAGCAACGGGCCGAGGAGUUGUGGAAUACUUCGGAAUGAGCCCCGAUGAUGUUGACGUAUUAAUGGGAACGUUCACAAAGAGCUUCGGCGCAGCCGGAGGAUACAUAGCUGGCAAAAAGGACCUUGUGGACUUUUUACGAACUCAUUCUCACAGUGCUGUGUACGCCACAUCCAUGUGUCCCCCCGUAGCAGAGCAAAUCAUCAGGGCAAUGAAAUGUCUCAUGGGACUGGACGGGACAACGCAAGGGCUCCAAAGGGUGCGUCAGCUGGAGAAAAACACAAGGUACUUCAGACGAAAACUGCACGAAAUGGGCUUCAUCAUUUAUGGCAAUGAUGAUUCUCCUGUUGUUCCCUUGCUCCUUUAUAUGCCUGGUAAGAUAGGGGCUUUUGCAAGACGCAUGUUAGAAAAAAAUAUCGGGGUGGUCGUGGUUGGGUUUCCAGCUACUCCUAUCACAGAAUCCAGGGCUCGGUUUUGUGUGUCAGCUGCACAUACACGGGAGAUGUUAGACACGGUUUUGAAUGCUCUGGAUGAAUUGGGUGAUUUUCUACAUCUGAAAUAUUCCCGGUAUUCCAAGUCAUCUCAUCCUGAACUGUAUGAAGAAUCUAGGCUUGAACUUGAAGAUUGAGUUUUCCACCCAUGAAGAGAACAUUAUGAUGCUAUGAAAGGGUGGAAAAACUGAAAACUAAACAAUACAAAUGCAUUUCUUCCCUUCUAAGGACAAUUUUUAUUUCGCAGUUAAUUGAAAUGAGGGGAAGCUCGGGUGUUGCAUCACUUUGUAUCAAAUUUCUGUAUUCAAGAGACUGAAAUAUUGAUACAGAUUUGCCUCCCCAGGAGAUCUGUCCUUCUUAAGGUGUUUUUGAUGCAGAAAGAAUGGAUCCAUUGAUCCAGUUGCUAACGUACUGCUUUUGAUAUGGCCCUUUUUUAUGAAGAGUCUUCAGAUAGUCUUAAUUGUGACUGAAAUAAUAAAGUUU
Parus major (Great Tit) is the source of this 2736-nucleotide messenger RNA. It is a transcript of the gene SPTLC3, whose product is annotated as serine palmitoyltransferase long chain base subunit 3. Gene Ontology annotation, biological process: ceramide biosynthetic process; sphingosine biosynthetic process. Gene Ontology annotation, cellular component: serine palmitoyltransferase complex. The coding region runs from base 723 to 2390 and encodes 555 amino acids. The transcript is spliced from 13 exons. The record is from RefSeq and is a predicted model, not a curated record. NCBI's taxonomy places the organism in Eukaryota, Metazoa, Chordata, Aves, Passeriformes, Paridae. Gene Ontology annotation, molecular function: pyridoxal phosphate binding; serine C-palmitoyltransferase activity.